Molecule: messenger RNA, 1911 nt
Organism: Rhea pennata
Lineage: Eukaryota; Metazoa; Chordata; Aves; Rheiformes; Rheidae
Gene: CCT6A
Product: chaperonin containing TCP1 subunit 6A
Exons: 14
Coding region: 33-1625 (530 amino acids)
Biological process (GO): protein folding
Cellular component (GO): chaperonin-containing T-complex
Molecular function (GO): ATP-dependent protein folding chaperone; ATP binding; ATP hydrolysis activity
Source: RefSeq, a predicted model, not a curated record
CUCCCCGCGGCCGGCGCAGCGCAGCGGCAGCGAUGGCGGUGAAGGCCCUCAACCCCAAGGCCGAGGUGGCGCGGGCCCAGGCCGCGCUCGCGGUGAACAUCAGCGCGGCGCGCGGGCUCCAGGACGUGCUGCGGACCAACCUGGGCCCCAAGGGCACCAUGAAGAUGCUGGUAUCCGGGGCUGGAGACAUCAAGCUGACCAAAGAUGGCAACGUGCUGCUGCAGGAAAUGCAAAUACAACACCCAACAGCCUCCUUGAUAGCAAAAGUAGCAACAGCACAAGAUGACAUCACUGGAGAUGGUACCACUUCAAAUGUCUUGAUCAUUGGAGAACUCCUAAAACAAGCAGAUCUCUAUAUUUCUGAGGGCUUGCAUCCCAGAAUAGUAACAGAAGGAUUUGAGAUUGCAAAGGAAAAAGCACUUGAAGUUUUGGAGCAAGUCAAAGUAACCAAGGAAAUGGACAGGGAGACCCUUACAGAUGUUGCCAGAACAUCCCUCCGUACUAAAGUUCAUACUGAGCUUGCUGAUGUCUUAACGGAGGCUGUAGUAGAUUCUAUUUUGGCAAUCAGAAAACCAGAUGAGCCCAUUGAUCUCUACAUGGUAGAGAUCAUGGAGAUGAAGCACAAAUCUGAAACUGAUACAACGCUGAUUAGAGGGCUGGUUUUGGAUCAUGGUGCUCGUCAUCCUGACAUGAAGAAAAGAGUGGAAGAUGCUUAUGUUCUUACCUGCAAUGUUUCUCUAGAAUAUGAGAAAACAGAGGUGAGCUCUGGAUUCUUCUAUAAAAGUGCAGAAGAAAGAGAGAAGCUUGUAAAAGCAGAAAGAAAGUUCAUUGAAGACAGAGUGAACAAAAUCAUAGACUUGAAAAAAAGAGUCUGUGGUGAUUCAGAUAAAGGAUUUAUUGUGAUCAACCAGAAGGGAAUUGACCCAUUUUCCUUGGAUGCCCUUGCAAAAGAAGGAAUAGUCGCCUUACGCAGAGCUAAAAGGAGAAACAUGGAAAGACUGACCCUUGCAUGUGGUGGUACUGCUAUGAACUCUGUGGAGGAUCUCACUCCUGAGUGCCUGGGUCACGCAGGGCUUGUCUAUGAGUAUACAUUGGGUGAAGAGAAAUACACCUUUAUUGAGAAGUGUGACAAUCCUCGCUCUGUUACCCUGUUGAUCAGGGGACCGAAUAAGCAUACACUCACACAAAUCAAGGAUGCAGUAAGAGAUGGUCUACGUGCUGUUAAAAAUGCUAUCGAGGAUGGGUGUGUGGUUCCAGGAGCAGGAGCAUUAGAAGUGGCAGUAGCUAAUGCUCUUGUUAAGCAUAAACCUAAUGUCAAAGGAAGAGCCCAGCUCGGAGUUCAGGCUUUUGCUGAUGCUCUUCUCAUCAUUCCAAAGGUUCUUGCUCAGAACUCUGGUUAUGAUCCCCAAGAAACACUAGUGAAGGUUCAGACAGAACAUGCAGAAUCAGGGCAACUUACUGGAGUUGAUCUGAACACCGGUGAACCAAUGAUAGCUGCAGCAGCUGGGAUUUGGGAUAAUUACAAUGUUAAGAAGCAACUGCUUCAUUCAUGCACGGUGAUUGCUAGCAAUAUUCUCUUGGUUGAUGAAAUUAUGCGAGCUGGAAUGUCGUCUCUUAAAGGCUGAAUCGGAUCUGCUGGCAUCAGUGAUCGUCAUGAAUAGUAUUGCCCCGUGGAAUAACUUUGAAGAAGUCCACUUGAAAGCAGUCUUCUCUUAAUUACAGUGAAUUUUUCACAGCAAUGGAAGUUACUGUAACUAGGAAACACCCUUUUGGUAGACACGGCCACUCAAAAUAUUAGUAACUAUUCAAAUACUUGAUUCAAAAAUCAGUUAUUUAUUUUUAAUUUCACUGAAGUGUACAACUGAAGUUGCUGACCUUUUUACCUAAUAAACUGUUCUGUUCUGUGCUUUA